Molecule: messenger RNA, 1254 nt
Organism: Macroventuria anomochaeta
Lineage: Eukaryota; Fungi; Ascomycota; Dothideomycetes; Pleosporales; Didymellaceae
Product: acyl-CoA N-acyltransferase
Exons: 1
Coding region: 464-1153 (229 amino acids)
Molecular function (GO): acyltransferase activity, transferring groups other than amino-acyl groups
Source: RefSeq, a predicted model, not a curated record
CUACAAACAUCACUCUCGAACCCGAGAAUGAAACUCGUACAACAGCCUGUCUCAAUGCCAUUCUCGACUUCCACGUUUGUGUUGGGUGGAUCCAACCACAAUCGAGCAAGCCGCCACGCCACGCCACGCCACGCAAAUGCGGAAGGUCGCUGAGAGCGCCCCAUAAGUGCUUACUGCAAUACUACUAUUGACUCCACAGACAAUACGACACAACAUAGGAAUGACUCAAGGACUACCUUCAUCGUAUAUAAGCUGUCGUGAUCAGGACGCUGUUGCCUUCCUAACGGCCAACUGAAAUUUGCGGGUCUCCGUCACAAGCCUUCUGCUGCAACGUUAUCGUCGUUCGGCCUUCACAAACGAUCUAGCAGCGUUUCCGUUUGGCAAACAACGUCGCAAUCAAGAAGAGUGAGAACCGAGCUUCUGCAUACACCAGCCUAAGCAUCAACCUCGAUCCUCAUCCACAAUGGCCGCACAACCCACACCAGCCCACCCAGCAGCAAUGGAAGCGCAAGUCGCAGCCCAAGCCAACUCAGCCGUCUCAACAGCAACCACAUCCGACCCACCAAUCCCCAAACCCAUCUUCACCACCUCUCGCCUCAUCGUCAGGCAACUACAUCCUCAGGACGCCCCCUCAAUGUCCCACCACGCCAACAACCCCAAAAUCACCGAGUUCAUGUCUCUCGGCUUCCCUUCGCCCUACACCCUAGAAGCUGCCAAUGGCUGGAUCAAUAUGAACCUGACGCCACCCAUCUACAACUGGGGCAUCAGCCUGCGCACCUCGCCCUCCACCAUAAUCGGCGGGUGCGGUCUCAAGCCGGGCGUCGACGUGCAGACCCACGCCGCAGAAGUAGGAUACUGGAUCGGCGAGGAGUUCUGGGGACGGGGACUGGUGACGGAGAUGCUUGCGGGGUUGACGCGGUGGGUGUUUGAGGCGGAGGAGAGUUUGCUUGCGGGGAAGGAGGGUGGGAAGAGGUGGACGAGGUUGUGGGGAGGGGUUUUUGAGGGGAAUAAGGGGAGUAUUCGGUGUUUUGAGAAGUGUGGGUAUAAGCAAGAGGGUGUGUUGAGGGGGGCGGUGGAGAAGAAUGGGGGGGCUAGUGAUUUGGUUGUUUUUGGGUUAGUGAAGGGGGAGUGGGAGGAGAAAGAGAAGGCUUGAGGAGCUGUCGUUGUGUCCAUUGAAUGAGCCAAAAACUCGGCCUUGUGCAAAUGGUGUACUCUUUCCAUUCGUGCGAUCAAGUUGUCUGUACCUCUGGACCA